Molecule: messenger RNA, 780 nt
Organism: Drosophila ficusphila
Lineage: Eukaryota; Metazoa; Arthropoda; Insecta; Diptera; Drosophilidae
Exons: 3
Coding region: 1-780 (259 amino acids)
Source: RefSeq, a predicted model, not a curated record
AUGAAUGAGCUGACCAUUAGCUGGGGCAUUCUGUACACUCGCUAUUCGUCGUUCACGCUUGUUGGUUCAAGUUCAUCAGUUGGCCACUGGCGACCGCUGAAUUCGCAACUGGGUCCAGGUUUCAUAGCUAUCGUCUUUAUAAAUGCGUCGUUGAGUUCCACACUGAGGAUUGAGGAAUUCUAUGCGAAGUCGUUUGUGCCCGAUGAUAUCGAAAUAUCCUACAACAUUUUUAACUUUGAGGAAAUCAACUUCAAUCUCACAAUUCGUGUUCCCUUUCCCGGCAAACUCCUUAUGCACAUUUUCGUAAGAAAGUUGGCCGAUGAAGUCGGUGGCUCCCAGCAGGAGGACAUCAUGCGAUUAAAGAACAAGGAUCUGUGCAAGCUUCUUGAUGGCCUCAGAAAUAUUACCAUUGAAGAGAUUCCUGGGGAGAGCCUGUUACCUUCGACCUUUAUCAUCUCGUGUCCCUUAAACUCUGGCUUUUACUACGUGGAGAAUGCCGCCAUUGAAACCAAACUGAUUCCUGUUCGCAUACCUGAUGGCAGAUAUCUCGUGCUUUUCGAACUAAUACAAGUAUACGAAGAAGUUAUUAAAUUACUAACCUGUAGGAUCAAACUCUUCGUUAAGAUGGUACCUGAACCAAGUGAUUCUUCAAUGUUGAGUAGCAGCGAAGAAAACACUAAAACGACUAAAACACCUGAAUUUGAAAACGAGACGAAAAAUGUAGAAGUUUCCACGGAGCCAGCAGAAGAUGACUAUGACGCUUCAAACGAUUACCAAUAA